Molecule: messenger RNA, 2994 nt
Organism: Aedes albopictus (Asian tiger mosquito)
Lineage: Eukaryota; Metazoa; Arthropoda; Insecta; Diptera; Culicidae
Exons: 4
Coding region: 719-2785 (688 amino acids)
Biological process (GO): regulation of gene expression
Cellular component (GO): nucleus
Molecular function (GO): zinc ion binding
Source: RefSeq, a predicted model, not a curated record
ACGACGGAAUAGUAUUCAGCCAACUCACCCACUACAACCUACAAGCAGCGUGGUUGCAGUUUUACAUUGUAACUUACUACAGUGUGAUGGAGCACCAUCAAGCAGCAGCGUAGUCGCACCAAGCUGAGAAAAGAAUCAAACUCGUAGCUCGUAGCUAAACGCAAUUUAUCCACUCAAAAAAAAAAACUACAGAUGCAGUAAGCAGAACUGUGGUGUGUAGGUAAUGUAGAAAUGUACCCAACACUCUCGAAUCGCGCUCAAUCGUUUGCUCACUCUCGCAGCAGCAACAACAACAAUCCGUGGGGCGCAAUUUUCGUCGUCAACGAUUUUGGGGUGCAACUUUCUUUUAGGGACGUUUUUCGCCUCGAGGACAGUUCAUUAGGGUCGUGAAAAGUGGUACAAAUUGUGCGUAAGGAAGUUAGAGACCUGCAUGUCGAAGAAUUUUGAUGAGUUUGUCGCUCUGGAGUACGAUUUGAAGUGAUUUUCUCAGCACAGUCGAUCAUAAACCUUGAACUAUAGCGUGCAGAGCAGUGUGUCCAAGUGGAAGGUAUAGCUAGUGCAGCGCUCUAGCGAGUGGUUCACCAACAAAGAAAGCGCGAAGUCCGCAGCAUGGUUGUGAUAAAGCGUGCAUCAGUGAUGUAAUAGAAGAAGUUUUGUUGAUGAACGAACUGAGUUGAUUGGAAAGUUUAUAAGUUUAGCUUUAGAGAGGACAUCAAUCAUGAGUUUGGCGCUCAAUUUCGAACGCAAGUGUCGUACCUGUGGUACAGAUAUCUUGGAGCUGACGUGCGGAAUACCGAUCUUCGGCAGUGGACUUCAACUAGAUCAGAAAAUCCAUCGAUAUCUGGGAUUAAAUGUUGCUCUCCACGAUGAUCUCCCAAAAUUCCUUUGCGCCACCUGUUUCAUCAAAGUUGAAAGCAUCGACAAGUUUGCCAUCCUUGCCAAGAAAACCGAGGAAGCCUAUCUGGGGUGGUUCAAAUGCAUCCGUGCCAAUUUGGCCAAACACAUUAGCCCUCUGCCGCCACCGCUGGCUCCGGUGCGACAGCUGGUCACAACUCCGGCUGGUGCCGGGUCCCCCAAGCCAGGGCUCUCGAUUACUCCGAAAAUUGAUUUUACCGCCCUAAAGCAAGCCGUCGAUGAGCAGAUCAAACAGAAUGAUGCUCCCCUGGGUUCGGCUUUGAAUCCGAUUCGACUGAUCAAGCCGGAGAUUUCGAUCGUUUCGUACAGUGAUCUCAAGUUGGGACUGCUGAUCAAGGAUCAAGAGUUGCUCAAGCUCAUAUUGAAGGCGCUCCGCUGGGCGGAGCACGAUCAAAGGGCCACGUUCGAGGUGUUGAUUCAACGGUUGAAGAAUACUACAUUUAGGGAAAUUUUGUCUAAUCCGAACCUAUUGAAGGACAGUGAUCUCACUCAGUUGUUGAAGUCUUACAUCGGACAGGAGGCGUUCAAUAAGUUCACUAGUGGAAAUGGGAAUGCUACAACUGGUAGCGGUAUCGAUCUCGGGAACAGAGGUGUUACCAUCAAACCGAUCGUUCACAUUUCACCGGUAAAGGCAAAUCCCGAUCAUCAGAAUAGUGGAGUGGCUUCCACUUCAUGCUCCACGGUAUUACCGGUUGUGAAAAAGGAGCGCAUGUACUCUAAUGAAGAAAAAGUGACCCAAAUGGAAGUCGGCGUUGAUCCCAGCCUCUUUUUGGAUGAUGAGGAGAGCCAAGGAAAAUCGAAAGUGAAUGAUAGACAAAAGAUGGAAAAUGUCGUUACGAUUCAACUGGUUCCAGCCAAAGAGAGCUGCAAGAAAUCGGAGGAAAAGAUGCCACUGCUAAGUCUAUCACGUGACUUUCGCUGCACUCUAAGUUCUGUAAGUCCGGAAGCUCUUUGUAGCAAAUCUAACUUAGAGAGUAGAGAAACAUCGAACGAGGUGAUCAAACCGCAUGAUCCUCCCUCGUUGGCCACGCCGACCGAUAAGAAAAUGAUAAAAAUUCGUGUAAAGAAAAACAGAGAGAAAAUUCCACCGCCGACUCUACCAACACCCAUCCCGAUCAACCCAAUUUCUCUCCCAAUAUCGAUUCCACCGACAACGACUAUCACAAUGAUCCCAGCGAAACCCUCUGAAGCAAAACCCUUAGAAGAAAAACCACAGCCGAAAGCCAUCAGUCCACCUCCCAUCCCAGCGUUGAACUUGCAAAAACCAACCGAGCCGCCGAAAACCCAAAACGAAAAGUCCAAACGGAAGCGUGAAGUCAAAUGGACCCUAAAGCUCGGAGGAAACCCAGCCAAACGCACCCGAAGCCAGGUCGGUUCCGCAAAAACCUCAAAACUGUCGUGCACCAUCUGCAAAAAACGUUUCCCAUCGAAGAGCAAACUGUCCGCGCACAUGGAGUUACACCCAAACCCAAAGGUGGAUAAAUACACCUGCGACAAGUGCGAUCGCGUAUUCAGGACGGCCGCGAACCUAUCGAAGCACAAGCAGUUCCACGGUGGAGAGAAAUUUUCCUGCGAUCACUGCCGGAAGGUCUACCCGACCAGUAGCAUGUUGAAAACGCAUAAGUUGAGUCACAGCGACGAUCGGCCGCACCGGUGCACCAUCUGCGACAGGACGUUCAAGCGGAAUCAGGAUCUGAAGUUCCACCUGAACCAGCACACCGGAUCGCGCCCAUUCAAAUGUCCACAAUGCCCGAAGACGUUCGCCAGUUCGGGUAAUUGCUUUUCCCACCGCAAACGCAUGCAUCCAUCCGGGAUAACCGCAGCGGAGGAGAAAGAGCACGCCCAUAAACCCCCAGUAAAAGUGCAAUGAACAUUCAACAAUAAUUAUCUCUGUAAUAUAAUGCAGUAGGUAAAUAUUAGGACGUGAAAUAUUUGGAUCUUGAACUCGAACGUUAAGCUACCCCCAGCCACUGUGAUACAAAGUACAAUGAUGUAAAUAACUUAUCCCCGAUAAAAAUGUUGAGUUUUUGAAUUCUAUUUAAGAUAUAAUUAAUUGUCGAGGAGAACGACACUAGUUUU